This is a messenger RNA of Oryzias latipes (Japanese medaka), 3603 nucleotides long. RefSeq names its product phosphopentomutase. Gene Ontology annotation, cellular component: nucleus. Lineage: Eukaryota; Metazoa; Chordata; Actinopteri; Beloniformes; Adrianichthyidae. The record is from RefSeq and is a predicted model, not a curated record. Gene Ontology annotation, biological process: carbohydrate metabolic process; purine ribonucleoside salvage. Gene Ontology annotation, molecular function: phosphopentomutase activity; magnesium ion binding.
UCUACAAGCAGUCAUUGGUCGCAGCUGGUUGCCUGUCUGCUGUGGCUCGGAAGUGGAGUCAGGUGCCGUCAUCCCCGGCUGCUGGAGAGCUGAAAAAUCAUUUUAGAGGAGAACUUUAAGCUUCUAAGAACUUACAGAAAUAAACUGGAAAUCGCCUGGAGCCGAACUAAGAAGAGACAUGCAGAACGAUUUGGUUCCCACCGGUGACACUAAACUGGACCAGGCUGUCCAGCUAUGGUUGCAGUAUGACAAGAACCCUAAAACGGUUAAGAUGGUGAAGGACCUGCUGCAGGACGGGGCUGUGGAGGCUUUGAAGAAAUGCUUCUCUUCCAGGAUGGAGUUUGGCACCGCCGGGCUGAGAGCAGCCAUGGGCCCCGGCACAUCCUGUAUGAAUGACCUCACUAUCAUCCAGACCACGCAGGGUUUCUGCUGUUAUCUGGAGCAGACUUUUGGGGACCUGAAGGAGCGAGGGGUGGUGAUUGGUUACGAUGCGCGGGCCCACCCUCCCAGUGGAGGCAGCAGCAAGCGAUUUGCCAGUCUGGCUGCUGCAGUGUUCACAAGCAGAGGAGUCCCGGUUCAUCUCUUCUCUGACAUCACCCCAACACCCUUUGUGCCUUUUACAGUUUCCCACCUGAGUUUGUGUGCAGGCAUCAUGAUAACUGCUUCUCACAACCCCAAACAGGACAACGGCUACAAGGUUUAUUGGGAAAAUGGGGCGCAGAUUGUGUCUCCUCAUGACAAAGGAAUCUCUAAAGCCAUAGAAGGAAACUUAGAACCCUGGCCAGAGUCCUGGAACGCAGAAGAGGCACUUAAAAGCCCUUUGCUCAAAGACCCCUAUCAAGAUGUCCACACGCAAUACUUCAAAGCCAUCCAGAAACUCUGUCAUUACAGGGACAUAAACAAGAGCUCAAAAGUGAAAAUAGUGCACACGUCUGUGCACGGCGUUGGUCACUCUUUUGUCCAGUCAGCAUUCAAGGCCUUUGACCUGCCUCCUCCAUAUGCUGUGGAGGAACAGAAGGAUCCCGACCCCGAAUUUCCCACUGUCAAAUACCCCAAUCCGGAGGAAGGAGAGGGAGUUUUGACGUUGUCGUUUGCACUUGCAGAGAAGGAGGGGGCCUCUGUGGUGUUGGCAAAUGACCCAGAUGCUGAUCGACUGGCUGUUGCUGAAAAACAAGAGAGUGGGCUGUGGCGAGUCUUCAGCGGUAAUGAGUUGGGAGCGCUGCUUGGUUGGUGGUUAUUCAGCUGCUGGAAACAGCAGAACCCUGACGCUGCUGUCUUGAAAAAGAUCUACAUGUUAUCAAGCACGGUCUCAUCCAAAAUACUGAGAGCAAUUGCUCUGAAGGAGGGCUUUCACUUUGAGGAAACGCUAACCGGGUUCAAGUGGAUGGGAAACCGAGCCAAAGAUCUCAUAGACCAGGGCAACACAGUCUUGUUUGCUUUUGAAGAAGCUAUAGGCUACAUGUGUUGUAAGUCUGUCCUGGAUAAAGAUGGAGUCAGUGCUGCAGCAAUAGCAGGAGAGAUGGUUUCCUUUCUGGCCACUAAGAACAAAAGUCUAUCCCAGAAGCUCUCCGCCAUCUAUGAAGAGUAUGGCUACCACAUCAGCAAAAACUCCUACUUUAUCUGCCACGAUCAGAAAGUCAUCCACAGUCUGUUUGAACGUCUGCGCAACUUCAGCGGCAAACCUGACUCUUACCCCACAGAAUGUGGCCGCUUCUGCAUCUCUGCUGUCCGAGACCUGACCACCGGCUACGAUAGCAACCAACCUGACAACAAAGCUGUUCUUCCAACCUCUCGCUCCAGUCAGAUGAUCACGUUUACUUUCUCUAAUGGGUGUGUAGCCACCAUGAGAACCAGUGGGACAGAGCCAAAAAUCAAAUACUACACGGAACUAUGCGCUGCUCCUGGUAACAGUGAUGUGACUCACCUAAAGAAGGAGCUGGAUGACUUGGUUGAGGCCAUCAUUGAGAACUUCUUUGAACCAACAAAGAAUAAACUGCAGCCCAAGCCUGAAUAAUACUCAAAAAGGGAACACACUGGGAUAUGUUUAUAUUUCUGAAGCAUUCUUUUACAUAAUGUCUUACUAAGGAGAUUCUAUUCAGCUUAGACGUACAUUUUUUAAUUGUCACAGUAUGUCCUCCACCGUAUAUAUUCCAAACAUUUGGCAGCCGGCCCGGGGUCUAUUAGAGACAUGCGUCUAUUGGAAACGGGUGUUGUGCCAAGAUAUGUUUACCCUGCCAGAACUUUUUCCCUUGUGUCACGACUUCUGGCAUUGAUUUGUUUCGUAGCACUCAGAUUUUGCCCCAAACGGCGUAAAAAGAAGGUGGAUGUUGGCUAUAUACUUUAUUCUGGGGCUUGUAGGAAUUUGCUGUCAUAUUUGACUUUUUUUCCCUACAUAUUUUACUGAAAACAGGGGGGCACAGAUUCUGUCAGGCCGCUGAUCCAACCUGCCAGAAUCUGUGCCCCCUAAUAAUUUGGAGUAGAAGCAACAACCGUUUAAUUGUUUGUUGUUAAAUACUUCCUUAAGAAAGUCCCUUUCAUAAAUUGAGUUUUUAUUCUAAACUAGCCAAACAUAAGUUUUUCUUUAGAGACUGGCAAUCCAAAGUAUAGAGCACCUGUUAGACCCGGUGUUUAUUGGAGAUCGAUGUCUUGGAGACCGGCCACUUUUGGAAAAUAUACAGUAUUCAUUUUUACAUAUUAAUAUACAAAUAAUAAAAAAUGUAAUAUUAUAUAUUUAAGUUUUACAAAGAUAAAAAUUAUUUUUGCCAGCAGUUUUUUUCUUUUAUUCACUACUCUCAAAAAUAAGGAUUUAUUUUUCUGAUUUCACAAGAAAUUCUUGGAUUUAUCUUUACAGCUGAUCUUAAGUUGUUUCCUAAUAUCUAAAUGUUUAUGUUCUACUGAUGAAUGCUGGAGAAACAACACACUGUUCUGUGACAGGGAUUAACAAAAAAGAGAAAAAUCACAAAUCUGUAAACCAGGAAUCCAUAACUUUUGGUGAAACUCAUUGGCUGACUUUCAAACAGCAUGCAGUCGAGAUGUAAGUGAUGUUUAGGGAUCACCAUAAGUUACUAAUUGCUGUACAUUUGUUCUUUGUUUAGAUUGUUGGAGGUAACAAAACCUGCUAAUCCUGAUUCCAUAUAAACACUGUGACUUUAUUUUAUUUUUUAUUGUCGUUUUUUAAUCUUAGAAAAAAGACCAACUACAUGUGCAACUUGCCAUUUCAACAAUGUCAAUUCUUUGUUUCUAGUUUUUUUGUUUUUCUCAUAUACAUUUUUUCUUAACUUUGGGUUCAGCGUUAAGUGUAAGACAUUUAUGGAGAGUUGUAAAUGCUGAUGCUGUUACAGAAUUCUGAAAAACUUGACAUUGGAAGGGCUUUAAAACUUUAAAAGUAUAACUUUGUAAGAUACACUUUUUUCCCCCUUAUCAAAGGUCUUUCCACUCUUUGAAUCUUAAUGCAAAUCCUGAGAUCAUCAUGAUCAUGUCUCAAUUUAUAAAUACCCUUUUAUGUUCCAGUAUGACUCUUGACUUCGUGUUACUGGGGCGCCAUGCUACUACUGUGAUGAAGCCCAUUAUUCUCCUCUGAAUAAAACCAUUUCUGACGGUUGA